Molecule: messenger RNA, 691 nt
Organism: Brassica napus (rape)
Lineage: Eukaryota; Viridiplantae; Streptophyta; Magnoliopsida; Brassicales; Brassicaceae
Product: protein IDA-LIKE 3-like
Exons: 1
Coding region: 130-441 (103 amino acids)
Biological process (GO): floral organ abscission
Source: RefSeq, a predicted model, not a curated record
CCCAUCAACAAAAGAAAAACUCUUUUAAAUAUUAAAUAUUUCCACUCAAAAAUCCUUCGAACAAAUUUUUUUCCCUCUCUCGCUCUCGUUUUCAUUUUCUCUAGACGACUCCAAUCUUUGAUCCAUCAAAUGUAUUCUCGAAAUUGCAGAUCAAGAACCAAUCGACUAGCGAAAACAAUCUUUAUUCUCGGUGUUCUUAUUUUCUUUGUGAGUUGCUGCAAUGGAACAAGAACCACGAACAUGUUCACGAGAUCACCACCGAAACAAACCAACGAAGUUUCACCACCUCAUCAUCAUCACGAUCAUCAAGUACAAAAUCACAAAAGUGUACAGUUCUUGGGGUCCAUGCCACGUCAGUUUCCGGUUCCAGCCUCUGGUCCUUCGAGAAAACAUAACGACAUCGGUUUAGCUAGUACUACUACGACUCGAUCUUCUCCUUGAAGCUCAAAGAUUUGAUUAAUCAACCUCCUUUUUUUCUUUCUUUUUGUGGUUUUAUAUUGGUUUAAACAGAUGUAAAUAGGAUUUUAGUUCGAUUUAUUUUAAAAUUUAGUAUUGGAACUUGCUAGAUCUAUUGAGAUAGUGCAUGUAUGUAACUGUAAAGAGGCGACAUAAGGGUCUUUUUGUAGUACAACAAUCAUUGUUCUUUUUGAUUUUCUGACAAGGAAUGUUCCGCCCAUGCUUAAGUUUCUCA